AUGGUGUCGGACUUAGCACUCGCGUCUUUAAACAAGAAUCAGAACUCUGUCCGCAGUGUCAGCUCAGACAAGCGCAUUAAUGAAGCAUUUAACGCUGACUCCUGCGUCGCUCACUUCUACUGCGAUUAUUCUGCCUACCAUGUACCAUUCAAUCUUCCAAAUAAAACUCAAGAAGAGAUCCUUUCCGUGACUCAGGAGUUCCUUGCCAUCAAAAAUGACAACUGGGGUUUUACUACGCGAUACAUACAAUCAGACGGCGAGAAGGGUUUAGGAAAGAAGUGGAAGGACUUUGUCAUAAUAAAGGGAAUCACUUUCAAUCCACCGCCGCCGGACACGCCAGAUCAGAACGGUGAUCACGACUAUCGCUCGUAA
Metarhizium robertsii ARSEF 23 is the source of this 372-nucleotide messenger RNA. RefSeq lists its product as uncharacterized. The transcript has 2 exons. The record is from RefSeq and is a predicted model, not a curated record. The coding region runs from base 1 to 372 and encodes 123 amino acids. NCBI's taxonomy places the organism in Eukaryota, Fungi, Ascomycota, Sordariomycetes, Hypocreales, Clavicipitaceae. Gene Ontology annotation, molecular function: nucleic acid binding.